AUGGCCGAGGGCGAAGGUGCUUCCCUGCCUGCCCCAUCAACAGCCCAGGGGGAAGGGCUGCUGGCUGAGGGAGGCUGGAGGCUGACCUGUAACCUCUCCACUUUCUUCCCUGGGAAACCACCUGCAGCCACCCAGGUGCUGGGCACGGUUAAGUGGUUCAAUGUUCGCAACGGCUAUGGAUUUAUUAACAGGAACGACACCAAGGAGGAUGUUUUUGUGCACCAGACAGCCAUCAAGAGGAACAACCCUCGGAAGUUCCUGCGCAGCGUCGGCGAUGGGGAGACGGUGGAGUUUGAUGUUGUGGAAGGAGAGAAGGGCGCUGAGGCGGCCAACGUCACCGGCCCGGGUGGCGUGCCGGUGAAAGGCAGCCGCUAUGCCCCCAACCGCCGGCGCUUCCGCAGAUUCAUCCCCAGGCCCCGGCAGGCCCAGCUGCCACCGCAGGACGCCACCAGAGUGGAAGGGGCUGCUGAGCCGGUCAGCGAGGGGGAGAGAGCCGACGACGCCAUGCAGCAGCAGCAGCCCCGCAGGAGGCGCCCUUUGCCAUUCUUCUUCCGCCGGAGAUUUGUGCGUGGGCCCCGGCCUCCGAUCCAGCAGCAAGCCCAGCCGGUGCAGGGCAUGGAAGGCGCAGAACCUAAAGAUGCCACCCAGCCGGAGGGAGACCAGCAACUGCCAGUCCAGGCAGGGGAGAGAGCUCCGGCCCCUCGCUUCCGGCCCAGAUACCGCAGACCCUUCCGCCCCCGCCCGCCACAACAACCCACCACUGAAGGAGGCGACGGUGAGACCAAAGUGGUGCCAGCCCCAGCAGACGGCAUCCGUCCCGAACCCCAGCGCCAGCGUAACCGGCCCUACUUCCAGCGCAGACGGCAGCAAACAGCUGGCACCCGGCCGGCGGCGGCAGAGCCGACCGUUACCGCCUCCAAAGACCAGCCUGCUCUGAGCUCUGCCGCUGCGGGGGACACCCCUGCUGCCAGCACCCCGGCCACCACUCAGGAACCAGCGCUGGAAGCCAGCAAACCUGCUGCCCCCGCUCCGGAGGGUCCCUCCCAGCCACUGCCUGAGAUCCAGCGACAGCUUGUGGAUGUGUCCAUCUUGCCCGUAUCCAAGUUACCUCGUACUGCACAGAGACCCCAAACGCCACCCAGUCCCCCCUCUCCUCGCUGCUGAUCGAAGCCAAGAAUGUGAACCCCAAGGGGGGACUGAACACAAUCUUUAAGUUAAAAAAAACGACUUUUUUUGAGAGGCUAGUCUCCCCACCUCCCACAGCUUCCUCAGUUCAAAGGGAAACUGGCUGUUGAAACUUAAGUUAAUUCCCUCCCUCCCCCCCAUUUUUUUU
Messenger RNA from Chrysemys picta bellii (western painted turtle), 1333 nucleotides. Lineage: Eukaryota; Metazoa; Chordata; Testudines; Emydidae. The record is from RefSeq and is a predicted model, not a curated record.